GUCAGCGACACAUGUAGAACAAGCAGCUAACCGGGAGCGCAGACGAGAGUAGGUAGAGCGCGGACGGCCAGCUUCCACCUCCAUCUCCUCCAUCUUUUCUGGGGAUCGUUGGCGGCAUGCGGAGAGCUCGCGCUACGUCUCGCUGUGGACUCGUUUGGUUUCGACGCGCAGAGAAAGACGCGGUGAAGCGGUGACAGCAGAAGCGGUAAACAUCCAGUGGAAAUACUAUCUGAAAACUCCGAGUCCAUUUGCCGUCUCUCUCUCUCUCUGAUCCACCGGUCCUCGCGCUGGUUCCGCUUGUCGCGCGGAGCUCGAGGCCAGCGCGUGCGCUACUGCGCACCCAGAUUCUCUCCCUUUUUUCUUCUUUUUUUCUGUACCUGAACUUGUUUUUUGGGGACUUAACUGUUCUGUAUCACCAAGUUUGCUGCCGUUUCACUUCAGAGACGCCAACAAGAGACGAUGGUGAAUCCGGGAGGCAACAGCCAGCCGCCAGCGGUGGGCACGGGGUCCCUGUCCUGGAAGCGCUGCGCAGGCUGCGGGGGUAAAAUCGCAGACCGCUUCCUCCUCUACACCAUGGACAGCUACUGGCACAGCCGAUGCCUGAAGUGCUCCUGCUGCCAGGCCCAGCUCGGGGAAAUCGGCACGUCGUGCUACACGAAAAGCGGCAUGAUCCUCUGCAGAAACGACUACAUCAGGUUAUUCGGAAACAGCGGCGCCUGCAGCGCUUGCGGUCAGUCCAUCCCGGCCAGCGAGUUGGUGAUGAGGGCGCAGGGCAACGUCUACCAUCUAAAGUGUUUCACGUGUUCCACCUGCCGGAACCGGCUCGUCCCCGGAGAUCGAUUCCACUACAUCAACGGCAGCCUCUUCUGCGAACAAGACAGACCAACGGCGCUCAUCAACGGACACUUAAGCUCCCUGCAGACGAACCCGCUAAUGCCCGACCAGAAGGUGUGUUAGGGGGGGAGCUGUGUGCAGGAAGCAGGAUUUGUGCCUUCAUUUUACUCAUCGUCACCUGAGACGGCGUGGAUCAGCAGCACCCCAGCCUCUUAGCUCUGCUCCCUUUCGCCCCUAAAGGAAAUCCUCCACCCAUCUAACCAGAAACCCCCGAUUCUCAUCUCUGCAAACCCCACACCCAACCCCCCCAGCCUUUAAAACCUCGGCUUUUACCCCCAAACCUGGGAGGAUAUUUUGCACUUAUUGCUGAGAAGAGACGCGUGGGACGCUUUGGAGUUUAAACACUGAUCACAAUCAGAGCGGGGGGGGGGGGGGGACUCCUGCCGCCGAGAAAAUGAAACUCGCUGAGAAGGACGUCGUGACUGAGGAAAGACAAAAAGAGUUGCAGACUUUUCAAUGCUGCACAUUUGUUUAAAGACAAUUUUUUGGGGGAAAAGCGGGAACUUUUCUUUCUUUCCUCUCUUCCUUUUCUAUCCUCAUUUCCCACAAACAUGGUGAUUUCACUUUCUAUAUUUUAAGUGUCGUCAAAGGAGAAUCGUCUUCUCUUUCUGCUUUUCCUUUUGAUUCAUAUAUAUAUAUAUAAAUGUAUAUAUGAACGGAGUAAAAAAAAAAAAAGCUAUCUGUGGCAUUUUGUGGAAAAACGAAUCAUGAACACUUGUGGUGUAUUUGUAAAGCUACCAUAUAUGUACAGUAUGCAUGUAAAUGUUGUCGUCCAGGCGUGGCUACAGUACAUCCCCCCCCCCCCCCGCCCCCUGCAUCCAGCUCCUCCCCUUCCAACUGUGGCAACCUGAAGAAAUCUGCUCAUAGUCAGUAAUGUAGAUAUCAUUCCCAACGUUCAAAUGCUGAAUGAGAGAGAAAUUUAUUUGGGAUAUUUUUCCGAGACAUUUGCUCCCGUAUGGUGUAUUUAAUUAAUAAAAGUAUUGGAAGAUUUUAAA
This is a messenger RNA of Cyprinodon tularosa, 1889 nucleotides long. RefSeq names its product LIM domain only 4b (gene lmo4b). Bases 460 to 957 code for a protein of 165 amino acids. The transcript is spliced from 5 exons. Lineage: Eukaryota; Metazoa; Chordata; Actinopteri; Cyprinodontiformes; Cyprinodontidae. The record is from RefSeq and is a predicted model, not a curated record.